UUCACACAUCCCUCGUUCAGCCAGCCACAGCUUGCCAGCCCUGGGUGCUGCCUGUGCCCCUCACCAUCUCCCUCAUUCCUGAAGAGAACAGCCCUGGAGCAUCAGCUGCUCACCAGCAUCCACCUUCUUUACUAUUUAAAUAGCCCUGCAGAGAGAAAACUUUCCCCCCCCACACACACUUUACACACUUCUCCCUGGUGUGAACAAGUACUAAUUGCUCAGCCAUGCAAUGCACACGCAGAACCACCACGUUGAUGUGAUUGCAAAGCUGGGUAACGUCAGCAUCCCGGAGACCCUCCUCCGAGUCGGAUGCAAAAGCAGAGGCUCAACAGUGCCGAGCAGGAGGUGCUGGAGGAGGCAGCCGGAGCCGCUCGCCAGGGGACCCUGGGAAUGGGGAGUAGCCGUGUCAGAAACUUCCUCAUUGUUUGUGAAAUCUCAGUCAAUGAAAAGAGUCUGAACUCCGACACAGAGAAAGGCACUAAUUAAACAUUGCAACGCUUCUGCUCUGACAUGGAAAGGCAAGUGCUGUGCGAAUGAAACAGCAGCCACCCCUCGGGUCCUCCAAGGGCUGUGAAUCGUCAGCCAGGCACAAAGCUUCCUCUCUGCGCUCCCUGCUCCUUCCAGCCCUGAGAAGGACUCUUGCUGCAGACAGUUGAACCGGAGCCACUUGACCUGCCCAGCAGAGAAAAACCAAAGCUCACCAGGAUGCUCUCAGAAAGAAGAAUUCCUUAGCUUGCACAGGGAGUUAUAAUUCUCCUGCUUGCUUUAUUUGAUGUGUCUUCCAAUCUUUUUCUUUUUUUUUCCUCCCUGACCACUCCAAAAUCUAGUUUCUCCAAUGGUAGGGGACAGGAGAGGCAAGUUAAUUCAUGCUGCCUCACAACCCACUCUUUGGAAAUACCCCGCUUCUAAAUGAGAUAACAGUUGCUUCUCACAAAAAAAAAAAAAAAAAAAAAAAAAAAAAGGUCUCCCUUCUGGGCUAGCAAGGCUUUCAAUGACAUCUGAGGGUGGUCCGUGACCAGCAGGCAUGGGCAACAGCUCUCUUUGGGAUGAUCUGAACAGCACCUGCAGCAAUGCAGGCAACAGCUGCUACCUGGACAACAGCGUGAGGUUCAACUUAACCUUCCAAGAGCAGGCAGCCGAUUUCUACGUUGUCCUCCCUGUGAUUUACUCCGUCAUCUGUGCCGUUGGGCUCACAGGCAACACUGCUGUCAUCUAUGUGAUCCUCAAGGCCCCCAAGAUGAAGACUGUGACAAACAUGUUCAUCCUGAACCUUGCUAUAGCUGACGACUUGUUCACACUUGUCUUGCCCAUUAAUAUUGCUGAACACCUCCUCCACUACUGGCCCUUUGGAGAAGUUCUCUGCAAGGUCAUCUUGUCCAUAGACCACUACAAUAUCUUCUCCAGCAUUUAUUUCCUAACAGUGAUGAGCAUAGACAGGUAUCUGGUAGUACUGGCUACAGUCAGGUCCAAGAGGAUGCCACAUCGUACUUACCGAGCAGCCAGGAUCGUCAGUUUGUGCAUCUGGAUUCUAGUCACCAUCAUAGUUCUCCCUUUCAUUAUUUUUGCCAAUGUCUACAUAGAUGACCUGGAGAUCAAGAGCUGUGGUCUCAAUUUCCCCAAGCCUGAAAGGUUUUGGUUCAAAGCCAGCAGGAUCUAUACCCUCAUCCUUGGCUUUGCCAUUCCUGUAUCCACCAUUUGCAUCCUCUACACCAUGAUGCUCUACAAGCUAAGGAACAUGCACUUAAACUCUAAUGCUAAAGCCCUGGACAAAGCCAAGAAGAAAGUCACUAUUAUGGUCUUCAUUGUCCUGGCUGUGUGUCUCUUCUGUUGGACCCCCUUCCACUUGGCCACCAUUGUGGCUUUGACCACUGACUUGCCCCAGACCUCCAUGGUCAUUGGUAUAUCCUACUUCAUCACCAGCCUAAGUUACGCCAAUUCAUGCUUGAAUCCUUUCCUGUAUGCUUUCCUGGACGACAGUUUUCGGAAAAGUUUCCGGAAGAUGCUGGAAUGCAGAACUUCUUGAACAGUGGGCUGGGGCUCACAGAUCCCUUCCCUCCCAUGGCAUUGCAGGGGCUGACUGAAGUGGUGGCUAAUGAACGUGCAAUGUUUUUUCUCUCAUUGACAUGUAAUGUAUGUGUGUGUUUAUCAUCAUUGUUUGCAUCGUCUGUCCAUAGACAUUGCUUACUUGCGACUCUUGCAUUUUUUCCUUUUCUGCACCUCCCAACUUCUCAAAGAUGCGUUUCUAUAUUCUUAUUUUCAGUUACACACUCUGAAGCACUAAGGACAGAAAACUUACUUUUUCGAGGUGUACUUCUGGUACAUAGUGGUCCUUUAUUGCCAUCUGCUGUACGGCACAGACAAGCUGGAGACUAGUUUUCAGAUUAAUGUAAUGCUCAGUUCUUAAUGAAGCUAUGUUAUUUGGAGGAUUGUUUCGUGGAGCAGAGCUAACGAGCACUUCCAAUGAAAUAUCAAUAAAAUGGACAGAGGAUGUAAGAUGAGUUUUUGAAAGAGAAAACAAACUGUUUUUAUGUGCGCGUGUGUGUUAUGGCUUUGUUUUUGAGGGAUGUCUAUUUUCCACCCCCACCCCAAAUUCCCUCUUUCCUAAACUGUUCACACAAGUUAAAUUUAAACCAAAAAGCAAGAUUUGGGUCUCAAAAAUAGUGUUAAACAACACUCCAUACAAAUACUGUUGCAACUGUGGGAAUUUGCGUUAGAAAGUAUUUUUAACUAAUUGUUCCUGUUAAGUGUCAAAUAUAUAUUUAUUUAAGAGUGAUUAAUGAAAUAAACCUCAUGGGGAAAAAAAGAGGCUGGUCCUUCUUUCACCAAGGAAUACUUA
This is a messenger RNA of Tyto alba (common barn owl), 2836 nucleotides long. RefSeq names its product neuropeptides B and W receptor 2 (gene NPBWR2). The record is from RefSeq and is a predicted model, not a curated record. Gene Ontology annotation, molecular function: neuropeptide binding; neuropeptide receptor activity. NCBI's taxonomy places the organism in Eukaryota, Metazoa, Chordata, Aves, Strigiformes, Tytonidae. The transcript is spliced from 2 exons. Gene Ontology annotation, cellular component: membrane; neuron projection. The coding region runs from base 1025 to 2023 and encodes 332 amino acids. Gene Ontology annotation, biological process: neuropeptide signaling pathway.